UAGACGAAGAAACAAAACUAAAAAUGCAAAAAGAACAAGAAAACAAAGAGAGUGUAAUGGACUCUUUGCUGUGUCCAAGUUUCAGUGUUUAUUCUUCUAACAACCUAAACGACGUCGUUGAACAAGUUAUCAUCGAAAACGACCACUCACACUUCCAAUACGACAACGACAAUUUCGAAUUCGUCGUCUUUCAAAAAACCGCUGAUGAAGCUUUCUACAAUCACCGUCGCCGCAAUACAACUCAAGGCGUUUUCUCCAUCUCUAAACGUCACGACGUGACGGAGAGUUUAAUUCCGUUACGGGAAUUGAUGAGCCUCGAUAGUGACAGAAGAAGUAGCGACACGGUGGAGAUUUCGAUUCCGUCAUUGUCGGAGGUGGAAGACGAAGUGGUUCCGCCGAUGUCGUAUUGCUUUUGGACACCAAAAUCUCCGAUGAGAUCACCGUUGGCUUCUCCAAUAAAAUGCAAGAAAAGCAAUUCCACUGGUUCAUCUUCGAAUUCUUCAUCAAAGCGAUGGAAGUUUCUGAGUUUACUCCGGCGAAGUAAAAGUGACGUAAGCGAAGUGGAGAAAUCGAAGGUGAAAAGCAAUGGCAAAGAAAGCACAAAGAAAAACAUUGCUAAAAUUGCUGAAAAAAAUAUUCCGGUAAAGGAGAGGAAAAUGCCGGCAGCGGUAACAGCAACGGAAGCGGUUUAUUUAAGAAAGAAAGAGAUUAAGAGAAAAUCGUAUUUACCGUAUAAGCAAGAGCUAAUUGGUUUCCAUGCAAAUUUUAACUAUUUUUAGUCUAAAAAGAGAUUAGAACUAAAGGUUAAAGGUAUUAAUUUCUUACAUAAUUCAGUUUUGGAAUAGGAAAAACUGAAAAAGAAAAGUGAAUCAUAAUAUUAGUUUUUAUAUAGUGAUAUACAAUAUUUUUGUAACCGCUUGAAUUA
Messenger RNA from Vicia villosa (hairy vetch), 925 nucleotides. RefSeq lists its product as uncharacterized. The coding region runs from base 24 to 779 and encodes 251 amino acids. The transcript has a single exon. Lineage: Eukaryota; Viridiplantae; Streptophyta; Magnoliopsida; Fabales; Fabaceae. The record is from RefSeq and is a predicted model, not a curated record.